This is a messenger RNA of Triticum urartu, 1260 nucleotides long. Its product is annotated as THO complex subunit 4A. Lineage: Eukaryota; Viridiplantae; Streptophyta; Magnoliopsida; Poales; Poaceae. Gene Ontology annotation, biological process: mRNA export from nucleus. The record is from RefSeq and is a predicted model, not a curated record. Gene Ontology annotation, molecular function: mRNA binding. Gene Ontology annotation, cellular component: nucleus.
AAAAAUAUCUCCCAAAUUCCCCGACACACCACGACUUGGCAACCCUAAUCAGCUUCCCCAACCAAUUCGAUUCCCCGUCGCCGAGCUCCCCCUCCCAACCCUAGCGCCAGAUCCGCCCGCUCGCCCGCUCGCCCGCGCAGCCAUGGCGGAGUCCCUCGACAUGUCCCUCGAGGACAUCAUCAAGAGCAACAAGAAGGGCAACUCCUCGUCCGGCGGGGGUGGCCGCCGCCGCGAGGGUCGCCGCGGAUCUGCCGCUGCCGGCAGCGGCGCGGCCGCCGCCGCCGCCGGAGGCGUCGGCCCCAACAGGCGCGCCUUCAAGAGGUCGGGGAACAGGGCGGCGCCCUACCAGCCGCCGAAGGCCCCGGAAUCGGCGUGGCAGCACGACAUGUACUCGGACGCCUCUGCGAGAGGCGGCGGCGGCGGGAGGGUCUCGGCUAUCGAGACCGGCACCAAGCUCCUCAUCACCAAUUUGGACUUCGGCGUCUCAACCGAGGACCUCAAGGAGCUUUUCUCCGAGCUGGGUGAUGUGAAGCGAUGCUUGAUUCACUAUGACCGAAGUGGGAGGUCUAAGGGAACAGCUGAGGUUAUAUUUGCAAGGCGUGGUGAUGCUGUUGCAGCGCUGAGGAAAUACAACAAUGUCCAACUUGAUGGCAAGCCUAUGAAAAUAGAGAUACUUGGGACUAACACUCCUACUGCUCCAGCCGCACUACCGACCAAUAAUGGAAGCUAUGCUAGGAAUGUUGCUAAGAGUGCACCAAGGGGUGUCUCAGCUAGUUUGCCACAGAACAGACCCCGUGCAAGGGGUGGGAGGGGUCGCCGUGGCGGUGGCGGAGGCAGUGGAUCUGGCGGUCGUCGUGGGAAAGAGCGUAGUCAGCCAAGGUCUGCUGAAGAACUUGAUGCUGAGUUGGAGAAGUACCAUGCACAGGGUACGACGCCGAUGCAGACCACCGAAUAAAUCGACAUCUUUGCAGCCUUGAUAUUUCAACAUGAAAUUUGAAGGGGCGCCCCUUUGUUCCCGCUUUUUGUGCUACUAUAUGUUCAAGGGACAACAAAACCUUUUACUUGUCAGGUUCUUGGCUUACUGAAUUGUAUGGGUUAUGUGUCUACAUAGAACUAGAGUUGAGUGGAUACCGGUGAACACUACUGUUAUGAACAUUACUUGAUUGCCUUUAGUUUCUGCCUUCCUUGAGGAGCGCAAGGACUAAGGACCACCCAAGUUGCUCCGCAUGUGAAAGUUAUUGAAGAUGUAUGAGGUGCUCA